This is a messenger RNA of Ilex paraguariensis (yerba mate), 819 nucleotides long. NCBI's taxonomy places the organism in Eukaryota, Viridiplantae, Streptophyta, Magnoliopsida, Aquifoliales, Aquifoliaceae. The record is from the annotation of a GenBank genome assembly.
AUGAAGAGUUUUGGAAGAUUGAUUGGGCGACAUCUUCUCUGCAAAAGAUUAAGCAGAUUGGAACCCAGUGCCCCUUAUACAUGUCGUCGUCUCUUAUUCGCUUCUUCAAUAGAAUCCAAAGCUUACUCUGAUUUCAAAUCAUUGAAAUCGAAUUUGUCACGCAUCCCUUCUUCACAGCCCUCAAAAUGGGGCCCUUUCGGAGGGCAGAGGAGGACAAUGUUUAUCCAAACGCAGUCCACUCCUAAUCCUUUGUCACUCAUGUUCUAUCCUGGGAAGCCAGUUAUGGAAGUUGGGAGUGCAGACUUUCCAAAUGCUCGUUCGGCCAUGAAUUCGCCACUGGCUAAGGCUGUCUAUGGAAUUGAUGGAAUUACUCGGGUGUUUUUUGGAUCAGACUUUGUGACUGUCACAAAAUCAGAUGAUGCAUCUUGGGAUCUUCUUAAACCAGAGAUAUUUGCAGCAAUCAUGGACUUCUAUAGUUCGGGGAAGCCACUGUUUAUGGACUCAAAUGCUGCAGCUGCCAUGGACACAGCCAUACAUGAAGAUGAUUCAGAAACUGUUGCAAUGAUCAAAGAACUGUUGGAGACUCGUAUUAGACCUGCUGUGCAAGAUGAUGGUGGAGACAUCGAGUAUCGAGGAUUUGAUCUUGGGAUAGUCAAAUUAAGAAUGCAAGGAGCAUGUAGUGGCUGCCCUAGCUCAUCCGUCACACUGAAGUCUGGCAUUGAAAACAUGCUGAUGCAUUAUGUGCCAGAGGUUAAAGGUGUGGAGCAGGAACUUGACGCAGAAGAUGAAGAUGCCGCAUUAACUGGCCAGAUGGAUUAA